GCCUGGAGGAGUUUGUCCGGCUGGCUUACAUUAGUGUUUCCAAUCAAACACACACUGUUCUCUGUGUAGCUGUCACAUAUUUACUAGCAAGAUGAGCAAGUCUUGGAGUAUCCAUUCGCUAAUAAACCAACCCGAUCUGCUGAAGAAACCUUCAAGCUCUGGUCUCAUUAAUUUCUUGGCCAGGCCAAUGAGCAUUGAGUUGGAUACCGCUUAUCAAGUUUACAUUGGAUCCCGACGCCAACGGAUGAAGCAGCUGUUGGAGAAGGAACGAGCCUGGGAGGCCGCCGAGCUGGCACGCCUGGGCUUGAGCUGCAUCAGGGCUCCGGAUUGUUAUCCUUGCUGCACUAGCUACGAGUGCGCCAAGUUGAGGCUGUAGCAACUCAUUAAGGAUUUUAUAUGUGGAAGUUUUAAAAUUAUAUUUUUCAUAUGAUUUUCAUUUUUGA
This is a messenger RNA of Drosophila serrata, 443 nucleotides long. RefSeq lists its product as uncharacterized. The record is from RefSeq and is a predicted model, not a curated record. NCBI's taxonomy places the organism in Eukaryota, Metazoa, Arthropoda, Insecta, Diptera, Drosophilidae.